Molecule: messenger RNA, 3061 nt
Organism: Labeo rohita (rohu)
Lineage: Eukaryota; Metazoa; Chordata; Actinopteri; Cypriniformes; Cyprinidae
Gene: hdhd5
Product: haloacid dehalogenase like hydrolase domain containing 5
Exons: 8
Coding region: 107-1465 (452 amino acids)
Biological process (GO): glycerophospholipid biosynthetic process
Cellular component (GO): mitochondrion
Source: RefSeq, a predicted model, not a curated record
ACAGCUGCUAAUAGCACGUGAGCUAAUGAUUAGCAGCGCAGGAGGAGUCAUGCUCAGGUCAAAGUAGAAACACUGUCUCAUUUCAUCAUUUAUUUCGAAGAAAAGCAUGGCAGAGGUUUUUUCCCGCUUGAAUAUGUUUAGAAUCGGGUGGAAAGGCGUACAAUUGAGCAGGAAAGUCACUAAUGCAGCUGCUUCUGCGCAGACGCAGCGCCGCUACAGCACAGAUGUGUGCGAACAGGAUCGCAGCUUGUUCGGGCUUCUGUUUGACAUUGACGGGGUGCUGGUACGUGGACGGACGCCCAUCCCUGCAGCCAAACAGUGUUUCAGGAGUCUGGUUGACAGCGAUGGAAAGUACAGGGUUCCUGUGGUGUUCGUGACAAAUGCAGGAAACUCACUCCGAGAAAUCAAGGCAGAGCAGCUGUCUCACCUUCUGGAGGUUGAGGUGUCACCAGACCAGGUGGUGCUGUCCCACAGUCCUCUGCGGGUUUUCACUCAGUUCCAUGACCUGUGCGUGCUGGUGUCCGGACAGGGACCCGUGGUGGAAGUUGCACACAAUGUAGGUUUCAAGAACGUUGUGACCAUUGACAUGCUAAGGGAGGCGAAUCCUCUUCUGGAUGUAGUGGAUCACAAUCGCAGACCCAAAGACAUGAUUCCCCUAUCUAAAAAUUUGCCACCAAUAGACGCUGUCGUCCUGUUCGGUGAGCCUAUCAGGUGGGAGACCAACUUACAACUGAUCACUGAUGUGCUGUUGACCAAUGGGAGGCCGGGAAAGCCCGUGACAUCACUGCAUUACCCACACAUCCCCGUGCUGGCCUGCAACAUGGAUCUGCAGUGGAUGGCUGAAGCCAAAAACCCUCGAUUCGGUCACGGCAUGUUCCUUGUGUGUCUGGAGAACAUCUAUAAGAAGAUAACAGGCUGUGAACUGAAGUACGAGGCUCUGAUCGGGAAGCCCAGCGUUGUGACUUACAACUACGCCGAACUGCUCAUUAGAAAACAGGCCGAGAAACUGGGCUGGACCCGACCGGUCGAGAGGCUUUACGCUAUUGGUGACAACCCGAUGGCUGAUAUUUAUGGUGCAAACCUGUACGACCGUUACCUCAAAUCGAUGCAUCACACCCGUGCGCAGGUGCAGGCGCAGGGCGGCUCGACCAGCCAGGUGACCGGAGACCUGCAUUGUGAAGCGUCCGACGAUGCCAAACGUUCAGGACAGGUGAUGGUGGGAGGCUCGUUCGAUCACCGUCUGCCCGAAGGCUGCAGCUCCAUCUUGGUCUGCACGGGCGUGUACAACCGCGACCACCAGGACUUGCCCUCCGACCCGGAACAGACGGUCACAGAGCAGCGGAUUUUCCACGGCCAUCGGGACUUCCGCUUCGACCCCAGCCUGACGCAGCCUUCCUUCAUCGUUCAUGACGUUCUGGAUGGAGUGGAGUUGGUCUUCCAGCUGGAGGGUUGGUCACUGCAGUAAAACAGUUUAUUACGCCACAUCUGCAUGCAAUGUGUCACGACUUCAUAGACGAAAUCAUAAUUCCAGUCUACAUGGGAAGUGUCCAUUGCGUCUUCAUAUUUUUUAAAUCUUUGUUUUUAGCGUCUUGAAUUUUUUUUUUUACAUGCUUUUGAGGUAUUUGAGCCAUUUUUCUUAUCUUUCAAAACUUAAAUGGGUUUACUUACAAAUAUCAUAUAUAAUAAUUGAAUGCAUUGUAUUUUAUUUGUUCAUUUGUUAUUUUAUUCGUUAUAUACUCAAGCAUGUAAUAUUUUUGGCCACUUGCAGUCUAAAUUGUGUUGCAUAAACAUGCUACUGGAUUUUGCCCACAAAUAUUCACAGAACAACUGUAAAUGGCCAUUUAAAGAAAAGGUUUAGGGAAUAAGAAAUAAAGAUGCAUUGUGAAGUUGCAUUUACUGGCAACAGCAGUUAAAGUAUUAAAAAAAUUAAAAAUGUUAUUGCGACUUUUUCUCUCACAAUUUUGACACUUUUUCUCAGAAUUGCGUAAUACAAACUCCCAAUUCUGGCUUUUUUUCUCAGAAUUCUAAGAAGUUAAGUCAGUAUUGUGAGAUAUAAACUCACAUUUGCAAGUUAUAGUCAGAAUUGGAUGACAUAAACACACAACUGCAAGUUAUAAAGUCAAAAUUGUGAGAUAUAAACUCGCAAUCAUGAGUUAUAAAGUCAUAAUUGAGAUAUAAACUGAGUCCCAAGUUAUAAAGUCAGAAUUACAAGAUAUAAACUCGCAAUCAUGAGUUAUAAAGUCAUAAUUGAGAUAUAAACUGAGUCCCAAGUCAUAAAGUCAGAAUUACAAGAUAUAAACUCGCAAUCAUGAGUUAUAAAUUCAUAAUUGAGAUAUAAACUCAGUCCCAAGUUAUAAAGCCAGAAUUACAAGAUAUAAACUCAGCCGCAAGUUAUAAAGUCAUAAUUGUAAGAUAUAAACUUGCACUCGUGAGUUAUAAAGUCAGAAUUGCAAGAUAUAAACUCACAAUCAGGAGUUAUAGUCCGAAUUGCGAGAUAUACACUUGCAAUUGUGAGAUAUUGUUAGAAAUGCAAGAUAUAAACUCACAAUUGCGAGUUAUGAAGUCAGAAUUGCAAAAUAUAAACUCGCAAUCGCGAGUUAUAGUCAGAAUUGCAUGUAGUUUAUAUCAUGCAAUUCUGACUAUAACUCACAAUUGCAAGUUAUAAAGGCAGAACUGUGAGAUAUAAACUUAUAAUCGCAAGUUAUAAAGUCAGAAUUGCGUGAUAAACUCAAUUGUGAGAAACAGAAUUGCAAGAUUAAAAGCUUGCAAUUAUGACUUUGUACUUGCAAAUGCGAGUUUGUAUCUCGCAAUUCAGAUUUUUUUUUCUCAGAAUUGUGAGUUACAAAGUCCAAUUUCAAGAGAAAACGAGACUGAUAUGUUCUCAAAAUUGCAAGCUUAUUUCUCAGAAUUGCUAGUUUGUAUCUUGCCAUUUUGACACUAACUCACAAUUAGCGAGUUUUUUAAAUCAUACAACUCUGACUUCAUUUUUCAGAAUUGUGAGUUUAUAUGUCAGUUCACAGUUCUGAGAAAAAGUCAGAAUAAAAAAAAAAAAAAAAAAAAA